Messenger RNA from Bradysia coprophila, 8642 nucleotides. RefSeq names its product Down syndrome cell adhesion molecule 1 (gene Dscam1). Gene Ontology annotation, molecular function: cell-cell adhesion mediator activity. Gene Ontology annotation, biological process: homophilic cell-cell adhesion; axon guidance; dendrite self-avoidance. Gene Ontology annotation, cellular component: axon; plasma membrane. Lineage: Eukaryota; Metazoa; Arthropoda; Insecta; Diptera; Sciaridae. The record is from RefSeq and is a predicted model, not a curated record.
CGCUCGUAUCGUGCGGGUUGGUCCAUUUGUUUUCAUUGAAAGUGCCGUGACAUUUGUGCAAAAUUGUGUAUUUUCAUCAAAGUUGUUUUUCAGAUAAAUUUGCACAAAUUCGUCGAAAUCGUUCCGAUAAAUUCGAUCGAACGGAUAAUUGGAUUACCAGUGAAUAAAAUUGUGUACCAUUUUGGUGGUGAUAAAGGUAUUUUGUGAAUCGACGAGUGAAAGCUCACAAACCACCUCCCAUUAAUUGGGUGGUGGUGUUCAGUGGAUAAGAGGUUUGACCUCUUGGUGUUGUGAAACAAAUAAAAAAUAAAGGAAAAGAAAAAUACGAAAAUUAUCCGAUAGAAAAUUAUAGUGAGGAAUAUAAUUGAGUGGAUCAUUGUCAUUGUGUGCAUUAUAUAUCGAAGAGAGGAAGAUUUCGAGAAAAGAAAGUGAAAAUUGUGUGAAUAAGAAAGGAAAUAAUAAAGAAAAGUGUUUUGUGGCUUUGAGUGUGACUGUUGAAAAACAGAAAAUUUUCAAACAUGGAGCAACGCACAAAAUGGAUUACGAAAAUUAUUUUCAUCGCUGUUUUGGUAGAUCUCGGUUCAACUGCAAACACUGAAGCUGACACCAAAGGACCGAUGUUCUUAAAGGAGCCAAUAAAUCGUAUAGACUUUUCGAAUUCCACCGGAUCUGUUGUCGAAUGUCGAGCGAGUGGCAAUCCAGCACCGGAAAUCAUAUGGGUUCGUAGUGACGGAACGGCCGUUGGUGAUGUACCUGGAUUACGACAAGUCUUAAGCAACGGAAAUCUGGUAUUUCCACCGUUUCGCGCCGAAGACUAUCGUCAAGAGGUGCAUGCUCAAGUGUACGCUUGUCUUGCCAAAAAUCAAUUCGGAUCAAUUAUAUCGCGGGAUGUGAAUGUCCGAGCUGUGGUUCACCAGUUCUAUCAAUCGGAAGUAAAUAACGAGUAUGUUAUCCGUGGUAAUUCAGCUGUUCUUCGUUGCUCGAUCCCCUCCUUUGUGGGUGACUACGUUACUGUAUUAUCAUGGCAAGAUGAAAAUGGAAACUUGUACGGAUCGCUAGACGAUAAUUCAAAAGACAAUUUUGAUGGUAAAUACCUCGUAUUACCAUCCGGUGAAUUGCAUAUUAAAGAAGUUGGACCAGAGGAUGGCUAUAAAAGCUAUCAGUGCAGAACGAAACAUCGAUUGACCGGAGAGACAAGGCUUAGCGCAACUAAGGGACGACUGGUAAUUACUGAACCUGUCGGAAGUGUAGCGCCCAAAGUAAAUGUGGCUGAUAAAGGUCACAUAUCGAGUGCAAGAACUGGUCAUACGACUGACAUAUUAUGUCCAGCUCAAGGAUAUCCAAUGCCCGCUUUUAGAUGGUACAAAUUCAUUGAAGGAACCACACGCAAACAAGCGGUUGUCUUAAAUGAUCGUGUAAAACAGGUAUCCGGUACACUGAUCAUUAAAGACGCUGUCGUCGAAGAUUCUGGAAAGUAUCUAUGCGUGGUUAACAAUUCCGUUGGUGGCGAAAGUGUUGAAACCGUUUUAACUGUAACCGCACCAUUAUCAGCCAAAAUUGACCCGCCCUCACAAGUAGUAGAUUUCGGAAGACCAGCAGUAUUUACGUGUCACUUUUCCGGAAAUCCAAUUAAGACUGUGUCAUGGUUGAAAGAUGGUAAGAAAAUCGGUCACACCGAUGCUAUUCUGAGGAUCGAAUCGGUUAAGAAGGAGCAUAAGGGAAUGUACCAGUGUUUUAUUCGGAAUGAUCAAGAAAGUGCUGAAGCAUCUGCUGAAUUGAAAUUGGGCGGACGAUUCGACCCACCAAUCAUUCGACAAGCUUUCCCGGAAGAAACUCUACAUCCUGGCCCAUCAGUCUUCUUGAAAUGUGUUGCUGGAGGCUUGCCUACUCCUGAAAUAUCUUGGGAACUGGAUGGAAAGAAGAUUGCCAAUAGCGAACGCUAUCAAGUUGGACAAUAUGUUACCGUUAAUGGAGACGUCGUUUCAUAUUUGAAUAUAACAUCCAUUCACGCUAACGAUGGAGGUUUAUACAAGUGCAUCGCCAGCAGCAAAGUUGGUGUAGCAGAACACUCAGCCAAAUUGAACGUUUACGGCCUGCCUUACAUUCGACCAAUGGAAAAGAAAGCAAUCGUUGCCGGUGAAAAUUUAAUCGUUACAUGCCCCGUUGCUGGUUACCCAAUCGAAUCGAUUGUGUGGGAAAGAGAUAAUCGCGCGUUGCCGAUAAACAGGAAGCAGAAAGUUUUUCCCAAUGGAACAUUGAUCAUUGAAAAUGUGGAGCGGAACUCGGAUCAAGCGACCUAUACAUGCGUUGCCAAAAAUUCAGAAGGUUACAGUGCCCGAGGAGCUUUAGAAGUUCAAGUUAUGGUUCGUCCACUCAUAACACCGUUUGAUUUUGGAGAUGAGCCAACAAAUACCGGUGAAAUGGCUGGUGUUCAAUGUAUGAUUGCUAAAGGGGACCUUCCACUUGACAUAUUUUGGACACUAAAUUCACAGCCUCUGGUUUCUGGAGAAGAUCACAUUGUCAUUACUAAACUUAAUUCACGUACAAGUUCUUUAAGUAUCGAAUCUUUGACAUCACAUCACCGUGGAACAUAUCAGUGUAUAGCUAGAAACAAAGCCGGAUUUUCUUAUCAUUCGUCGGAGCUUAAAGUUAACGUACCGCCGAGAUGGAUUCUCGAACCAACUGACAAAGCUUUUGCUCAAGGAUCUGACGCUAAAGUUGAAUGCAAAUCGGACGGUUUUCCAAAACCUCAAGUAACAUGGAAAAAAGCUGUAGGUGACACGCCCGGAGAAUACAAGGACAUGAAGCAAAGCAAUAACAUUCGUGUGGACGAAGGCACUUUAUACAUCGACAAUAUUCAAAAGAACAACGAAGGAUACUAUCUGUGCGAAGCAAUCAACGGUAUCGGAUCGGGACUUUCAGCUGUGAUUUUGAUCAGUGUACAAGCACCACCGGAAUUCGUUGAAAAAUUACGAAACCAAACCGCUAGACGUAGUGAACCAGCUGUAUUACAGUGCGAAGCGAAGGGAGAGAAACCGAUCGGUAUUUUAUGGAACAUGAACAAUAUGCGAUUGGACCCAAAGACUGACAAUCGAUACACAAUCCGCGAAGAAAUUCUUUCAACGGGAGUCAUGUCAAGUCUGUCUAUUAAACGAACAGAAAGAACCGAUUCGGCACUGUUUACCUGCGUUGCAACAAAUGCAUUCGGAAGCGAUGACGCCAGUAUAAACAUGAUCAUUCAGGAGGUUCCGGAAAUGCCAUACGCAUUGAAAGUUUUGGAUAAAUCGGGACGAUCAGUGCAAUUAAGUUGGGCUCAACCCUACGACGGAAAUUCGCCCCUGAAACGAUAUAUUAUCGAAUUCAAAACGUCCAGAGGUUCUUGGGAACAUGAUGUUGAUCGAGUGAUUGUACCUGGCCAUACUAACGAAGCACAAGUACAAAAACUAAAUCCGGCAACGACUUACAACAUUCGCAUCGUUGCUGAAAAUGAAAUUGGUGUUUCUGAUUCAUCCGAAGUAGUUCCAAUCAUAACAGCAGAGGAAGCUCCAUCCGGUAAACCACAAAGCAUUAAAGUUGAACCGUUAAGUCAGACAUCGUUAAGAGUAUUAUGGAAGGCACCACCUCGCUCCGAUUGGAAUGGCGAAAUUCUUGGUUACUACGUUGGAUAUAAGUUGACGAAUAAUAACGGAUCGUACUACUUCGAAGACUACAAGUACAUGAUGGAAGAGGGCAAGGAAUACAGUUACGAGUUGACCAACUUGAAGACAUACACUCAAUAUUCGGUAGUUAUUCAGGCGUACAAUAAAGUUGGAGCUGGUCCGCUGAGUGAGGAUGAAAAACAAUAUACCGCAGAAGGAACUCCCGAUCAACCCCCAAGUGAUAUAACCUGCACAACUUUAACCUCACAAACAAUUCGCGUCUCUUGGGUCAGUCCUCCAUUGGAAUCGGCAAAUGGUGUUAUUAAAGGAUACAAGGUGGUGUAUGCGCCCAGUGAAUUGUGGUAUGAUGACAAAAACAAGGAUUACAAAAAGACAGCAUCGAGUGAUACAGUUUUGCAUGGAUUGAAAAAGUACACCAACUACACCAUGCAAGUAUUAGCAACGACGUCCGGUGGAGAUGGCGUCCGAAGUCCCCCAAUUCAUUGCCAGACUGAACAAGAUGUUCCGGAAGCUCCUACCGCCGUUAAAGCCCUAGUUGUCGGAUCCGAAGCUAUCUUGGUAUCGUGGUUGCCUCCAGCUCAACCAAAUGGCCUCAUUACACAGUACACCGUCUACUCGAAAGAAGAAGGUACUGAAUCGGAAGUGAAAAGUCACAAAGUUCCACCUUACCAGAUGAGCUACGAAGCGUCCAGCUUGGACAAGAAUAAGCCAUUCGAAUUUUGGGUGACAGCCAACACGAAUAUUGGAGAAGGUCAAGCAUCUAAGAGUAUUGUGGCAAUGCCUAGUGAUAAGGUUCCCGCUAAAAUCGCUUCGUUCGAUGAUACAUUUACCGCAAUAUUCAAAGAAGACUUUAAACUUCCUUGUUUGGCUGUUGGUGCACCAGCUCCCGAUAUCACGUGGAAAGUGAAAGGCGUCGAAUUCGUACCCAACGAUCGUGUUCGUCAAUUGCCCGAAGGUUCUCUUUCCAUCAAAGAUGUAAUUCGACAAGAUGCUGGUGACUACACAUGCAUGGCCGAGAAUUCAAUAGCCAAGGAUUCAAUUACGCACAAGUUGAUCGUUUUGGCUCCUCCUCAGUCACCUCAAGUGCUAUUGACUGCUACUACCACCGAUUCGUUAACAUUAAAAUUGAAACAACACGAUGGCGAUACAGCUCCGAUUCACGGAUACACUUUGCAUUACAAACCCGAAUUCGGUGACUGGGAAACUGUUGAAGUGGCGGUCGAUGCACAGAAGUAUACAAUCGAAAAUUUGUUCUGUGGCUCACGCUACCAAGUAUAUGCAACUGGUUACAAUAACAUUGGCGCCGGGGAAGCUUCAGACAUUUUAAAUACUCGAACGAAAGGCUCGAAGCCAAUGAUGCCGGAAAACUCAAAGUUCAUCGAUCCAUCUUCGAAUACUGUAACACUUCAUUUACCGACAUGGAAGGAUGGCGGUUGUCGCAUGUCCCAUUUCGUCGUUGAAUACAAAAAGAAGGACCACGCCGAAUGGACUCAAAUCUCUAACAAUGUUAAGCCGGGUGGCAAUUUCGUCGUAUUAGAUUUGGAUGCAGCCUCAUGGUACAGCGUACGGAUAACCGCUCAUAACAGUGCUGGAUUCACUGUUGCCGAAUACGAGUUUGCAACGCUUACCGUUACUGGAGGUACGCUUGCUCCGCCACUCAAUACGGCUGUGCUAAACGGCAAAACGUAUUUGCCGCCAUGGAUGCCGCAAUGGUUCGAUUUAAAUUUUAUGGUACCAUUGAUUGCCACUAUCAUAGUGGUAUUCGUUGGUGUAUUAGUUAUAUGUGUUGCCUUAUCGCGAAGACGUAUGGAAGAUCCCAGAGGUGGGCCGAAGGACGUAUAUUACGAUGUAGUUUACAAUCAGCCAAUGGGACCCGGAGCCACCAUGGACAAACGACGACCGGAUCUGCGCGAUGAACUUGGAUACAUUGCACCGCCGAACCGAAAAUUGCCACCAGUUCCCGGAUCGAACUAUAACACAUGCGAUCGCAUUAAGAGAGGUACAGUCAUAAGCCGUAGUAUGAGAUCAAAUCAUUCCACAUGGGAUCCUAGAAGACCAUUGUAUGAAGAAUUAAAACCUCCACCAGUUCCACGAAGACAUUAUCAUGGUUCGGAUGAAUGUUAUCACACUCAUCCACAUCCGCAUCCAGCAGGUAUGGAGGACGAAAUUUGUCCCUAUGCAACGUUCCAUUUACUCGGCUUCCGCGAAGAAAUGGAUCCCACGAAAGCAAUGAACUUCCAGACAUUCCCACAUCAAAAUGGUCACACAGGUCCCGGUCAUGCGACAAUGGGACCUGGUGGACCACCGGGACACAUUCAUUCCAGAUCGGGAUCGCAGUCGAUGCCGCGACAGAAUCGGUAUGCGCGUAAAAAUAGUCAAGGUGGUCAAAGUUCCAUUUACACUCCAGCACCCGAAUACGAUGAUCCAGCUAACUGUGCUGAGGAGGAUCAAUACCGACGGUAUACUAGAGUUAAUUCGCAGGGAGGUUCAUUGUACGGUGGUCCAGGGCCUGAAUAUGAUGAUCCAGCUAAUUGUGCACCCGAAGACGAUCAAUAUGGUUCGCAAUACGGAGCUCCAUACGGUUAUGAUCACUACGGUUCUCGAGGAUCUGUUGGUCGUCGUAGUGUUGGCUCAGCACGUAACCUUCCAAAUGGUUCCCCCGAACCACCACCACCACCUCCACGCAAUCAUGACACUAGUAACUCGUCGUUCAAUGACUCCAAAGAAAGCAAUGAGAUCUCUGAGGCUGAGUGUGAUCGUGAUCAUCCACGUGGAAAUUAUGGCGAAAAUGAGAAUUCCGGCGAUGCUAAAAGGUCAGCCAAUACAAAAGAUGUGCGCACCACCGAAGAAAUGCGUAAAUUGAUUGACAGUCGGAAGUCAAACGAAGUCGCAGCCAAACUCCAACAACAAGGUGGCCCCGCCGGACUCACAGCCUACGAUACUUUGGCAGUGUAAUUUGUAAAUUACAGUCAACCAUCAUUUUACUAAAACUCGAACAAUAUUUAAUAAUUUAAACAAAAAAGUAAAAAAGAAACAGAAGAAGAGAAAACCAGUAAAUUUAAUGUGUAAGUAUGCUAAACUAUACUCAACAAUAUUAUUACCAAGUGAAAAAUGAAUGAUAUCCAAAAUUAACCAAAGGAAAUUUUUUAAAUUUUAACAAAACAAGAAAAGAAAAAAAUGAAUUUAGCUCAUUUUCCAGUGACUAAAGUUAUUACAAAAGUUAAGAAAAAUAUUCAUUUUGAAAGAUUGAUUUUUUUAAAUAAAUUUUGAAUUCGUAAAUUGUCAUAAAUGGGUUUUUAAUCCAUAUUCGCGGAGCUAUACGCGUAUAGAUUAAGAACGAUCGAAUGAGGUUGCACUUUUUGAUAUAAAAAUGGUAACAUUGCAAAAGUUACAUUUCCGUGUUUUUUUACAAAUUAUUUUUUUUUGUUAUCAAAAAUUCUGUUUUUCAAAAGCACAAAAUUUGAAAAUUUUCGAUUCGAUUUGAUGUGUUACCAGUUACUAAUUAUUAAUUUUUAUUGAAUUGAUUUCCUUUUUAUUUUGUAAAAUUAGGAUUUUAUAAAAAUUUAAACAUUUCGGUGAAAAAAGGAAACAGCUUAGUUCUACCAUCAGCUUUAAUAGUUUUUAGUUUUGCUUAUUAUUAUUAUUAUUAUUAUUCGUCUUUGAUAUUAAUUUUAACCAAGAAAUUGGUCAAUAUAAAAUUUGAUAAAAUUUCGUGAACAAUUCAAUUUCACGUAGUGCAAUGUAAAGGCGUUUAGUUGAACUGAGACCUGAGACCAACGUGACCAUUUUAGUCUGUAAAAACGUUCAUGACAAUGCAUAUUAUUGACAUUGUUAUUACCAAAUUAUUAUCAAAAUCUUCGUCGACUAUAGGUAAAUUCUUCUAAUAAAAUGAAGAUUCUCUAUUCGAAAAAAAUAAAUUUAGUCGCCAAAGCCACAUCCGAAUACCAGACGCACAGCUAAUUUAAUUUUAGUAUUAUGUCGUUUAUCGUCCAGACUAUCAUCAACGGAAAACUUUGUUAAUCCCAUUUCCUUAAACUAGAAAUCCAAGCCGAGAACAAUUAAAAGAUUCUGAAAUGCACUCAAUUAGUCUUCCAAAUUUGCAUAUCCUUCCAAUUUAUAAACUUGUUUAAUUUCCACGUCCUAAUCCUGCACUUUGAAUUUUAGAGUUUCCCAAUGCACAACUACCACUAAUGUUAAUAAUUGAAAGAAAAUUUAUAAAAAAUCGUUUUUUGUCAAGGUUGUGUGAAAAAGGGUUGUGCAGAGAUCUAAAUUAUAUUUUCAAAAAUUACACAGAGACUAUUUUCUAGCAACCACAUCAAUCCACCUGUUCAUAUAUUUCUGUAAAAUUAUAUAUUCCCAGCACUCAGCGUCUUUACAUUGUAAAUCGACAUUGAAAUUUAACGUUAAAAUGAUUCGUAUGCUAAACAAGUUCGCUCCAAAAAAAAUUAUUAUUUGAAAUUCGCGCAUUUGUGUUGUGUUAGUUCAAGCAAAAGAAAAAAAAAAGUUUUUUUAAAAAAGAAAGUUCAUUACACCAUUUAACUCUAAAUGGAACAGAAAUAAUACCAAAUGGCUCAAAAAUAGAAGUGAUAUGAAAGGAGAAAGUUGUCUUUUCUUAGAGUGGAAUGAAAAGUCCUUCGAUUUUUCAUGGAAUAGUUAUAGAAUAAGGAUCUAUAUCACCAUACAAUAGACAUCAAGACAUCAAUUUUUGAUUUUUAUAUACAAUUUACUGCGUCAAUUUUUGCUUUAUUUUUAGUAUAGAUUGCUUCGAUAAGCUUGCGCAAAUUAUCAUUUUGCGAUUGAUACAACUUUUGUCUGGUUACUCUUAGCCUAUUAUUGAUUGCCUAAUUAUAUAGUUGUGGGAUCAGUAAAACCCCAUGAACAAAACGUUUCGAUGAAUAUAUCCAUUCGGAUAACGCUCCAUUAUUUCAUUUAAAUAAGUAAGUCCGACAAUCAAAAUAGUUUGUCCAGAAUUAAAAUUUCGAA